This is a messenger RNA of Vespula pensylvanica (western yellowjacket), 1554 nucleotides long. It is a transcript of the gene PIG-U, whose product is annotated as phosphatidylinositol glycan anchor biosynthesis class U protein. NCBI's taxonomy places the organism in Eukaryota, Metazoa, Arthropoda, Insecta, Hymenoptera, Vespidae. Bases 164 to 1456 code for a protein of 430 amino acids. The record is from RefSeq and is a predicted model, not a curated record. Gene Ontology annotation, biological process: protein localization to cell surface; attachment of GPI anchor to protein. The transcript is spliced from 4 exons. Gene Ontology annotation, cellular component: GPI-anchor transamidase complex; membrane.
AUUUUGUGCGCAUGCGCGGGAAAGUGACAAUUGUAGAUGUACCUUAAUGUGAACGUCUUCCCACACAGAGUACUGUUUACUUGAUCGUUUAAUUGUCGAAUCAGUGAGAACAAAAGGAGUAGGAUGUAUAAUACUCUGAUAUGAUUGUCUAAAGAUUAUAAAAAUGUUGACAAAAUUGUUACCCAAUUUUAUUUUGGCGGUUGCCAUCAGAUUUUUAUUGAUGAAUUCUGAAUAUCAAAAAGUCAUUAGCGAACGUGUAGAAGUGUCAACAGCAUUGAAUUCUUGGAAAAGAGUUACCGAGGGAGUUUAUCUAUACAAUUUUGGUAUAGAUCCUUACUCAGGUGACUUAUUCCAUGAAACUCCUAUUUGUCUUUACGUAUUUAAUAUUAUACAACGAUAUUUUCCAUGGUGGGCAUUGUGCCUCCUAUUUGUAGUCACUGAUUUAAUAUCAGCAUUAUGUCUUGCUUAUGUAGGUAAAAAUUAUAAUAAUAACUGGUGUUCAAAGGAAGAAAAAGAUAAAAAACAAGAUGUAUCGCAAGAAAAAGAUGAUGGUACUUCUACAAAAACUGAUAUCGCAUUGUAUAUUUUAAUGGUCUAUCUAUUUAAUCCCUAUAUAAUACUAAAUUGUGUCGGUUUCACAACUACAGUAUUUAGUAAUCUAUUGAAUUCGAUAACUCUAGUAGCUAUGGUACGACAUUCAAUUUUCUGGAGUUGCAUUUCUACAGCUUUAUUAACACUCCAGAAUCUUUAUCCUAUAUCGCUUCUAGUACCAGUUGCUAUUUACAUAUGUAAUAAUAAAUCAAAGAACAAUGUAAAAUCUACCAUUAUAACUUUAAUUAUUACGUUUCUUUCUAUUUUUACAUUAUUACUUGGUAUUUGUUAUUACAUUAUGGGCAGUUGGUCUUUCCUUUGGAAUAUUUUUGGAUUUAUUUUAUUGGCACCAGAUGUACGUCCAAAUAUUGGACUUUAUUGGUAUUUCCUUACAGAAAUGUUUGAACAUUUCAAAUCUCUUUUCAUAGCUUCAUUUCAAAUUAAUGUUAGUUUGUUGUAUAUAGUACCAUUAGCUUUAAAAUUACGUCGUCAGCCAAUUUUAUUGGCAUUCUCUUAUUUAGCCAUAAUGACUAUAUUUAAGUCAUAUCCAUGUGUAGGAGAUGUCGGAUUUUAUAUAUCUUUGAUACCAUUUUGGAUGCAUUUGUUUCAACAUAUGCAACAAGGAUUUAUAAUUAGCUGUUUUAUAUUGGUUUGUACUGGUUUUGCACCUAUCGUUUGGCAUCAAUGGAUAUAUGCCAGAUCAGCAAAUGCAAAUUUUUAUUUUGGUGUUACAUUAGCAUUUGCUGUAGCACAAAUAUUUCUUUUAACAGACAUUCUUUUUGCAAACAUUAAGUAUGAAUUUGCAUCACGACACAAUAUUAAUAAAGAUAUCACUGGAAGUAAAGCUACGUUACUUUUAGAGUGACUUCGAUGGUUUAUGUGUUAUAUAUAAAUAUUUUACUUUAUCAUAAAUUGAAUAUGGCCAAAAUGUAUUAUUUUAUAAAUAAAUUAUUAAGAAAACAA